UAAUAACACAAAUGGAAAUCGAUUUGCUAAACUACGACCCAAUUGAAGAGGAAUCAAAGAACAAGUUGAAGAGAUUUGUACAGACUCCAAACUCCUACUUUAUGGAUGUCAAAUGCCCAAACUGUGGAGCCAUCAACGUUGUAUUCUCUCACGCACAAACCAUCGUCACCUGCGCUGAAUGCAGCGAGGUCCUCUGCACACCAACUGGUGGUAAGGCUAAACUUGUUCCAAAGAGUGCCUAUAAAAGAAAGGGAGACUAAACAUCGUGUUAUUGCUAAUAAUUAUAUGGUAGCUCAUUGUCCGAGAAAAGCAUAUUUUUCUU
This is a messenger RNA of Moneuplotes crassus, 322 nucleotides long. Lineage: Eukaryota; Ciliophora; Spirotrichea; Euplotida; Euplotidae. The record is from the annotation of a GenBank genome assembly.